AUGAAUAUGCAAUGUAAAAUAUUUAAAACCAAGGAGAUUGUGUAUUAGAGGGAUCCCAAUGAUAAAAAGAAAAUCAUAAACGGCUACAAGGUGAUCAAAAUAAUAGGGGAGGGAGCUUAUGGGAAAAUUAAGUUAGCAAUCAAGGAUAAUCAUGAAUAUGCAAUAAAAAAGUUUAAUAAGUUUAUACUGAAAAAGAAGAAUAAAAUGUACAAGAAUCCCAACGGAACAACUAAAUACGUUUCAUUGUUAGAUGAAGUGUAUAGAGAAAUAGAAAUCCAUCAAAGGUUGGAUCACCCCAACAUAAUUAAGUUGCACGAGAUCUACGAUGACGAAGAGAGAGAGAAACUGUAUGUGGUAUUAGAAUUUGCAGAAAUGGGGUAAAUUUUGAAAUGGGAAAGCAAAUAAGAAAUAUUCACAGCCUCAUGGAAAUUCGAUGAACUCACAUUCAAAGAUUAUGCCAAGCAAAUGUUGAUGGGUCUGCAAUAUCUAUAGUAACAAUAUGUAGCACAUCGAGAUAUUAAACCCCAUAAUAUCCUCUUGACCAAAAAUCAUCAGAUUAAAAUAUGCGAUUUCGGUUCAGCCCAAUAAUUGACUCCCCAAAAUGACAGAGUCAAAGGGACAGAGGGCACUUUCCAAUUUGUUGCUCCAGAGUGCUUAAGGGAAAAUAAAAAGAGUGAAAUUCCAGGAUAUAAUGGUCAUCUGGCAGAUGUUUGGAGUUUAGGUGUAGUUCUAUAUUGCAUAGUAGAAUUGAAAUUGCCAUUCUAAAGUGAAAUAAUGUUGGAACUAUUUAAUUAGAUAGAAACUAAGGAAAUAAAAAUGAAAUACGAUGGGCCUGGGAAAGAGUUAAUUCUAAAAAUGUUGAUAAGAGACACUAGUAAAAGACCGAAUGCAACCUAGUUAUUAGAAGAUCCUUAUUUUUAAUGAUUUAGUAUCGUAGUAGCAUGUUUAGAAAUAAUCACAUAAUUGUUAUAUAAA
Molecule: messenger RNA, 975 nt
Organism: Paramecium tetraurelia
Lineage: Eukaryota; Ciliophora; Oligohymenophorea; Peniculida; Parameciidae
Exons: 4
Biological process (GO): intracellular signal transduction; protein phosphorylation
Cellular component (GO): cytoplasm
Molecular function (GO): protein serine/threonine kinase activity; ATP binding
Source: RefSeq, a predicted model, not a curated record